Messenger RNA from Abrus precatorius (Indian licorice), 3470 nucleotides. Its product is annotated as putative receptor protein kinase ZmPK1. Gene Ontology annotation, molecular function: ATP binding; protein serine/threonine kinase activity. Gene Ontology annotation, biological process: recognition of pollen; protein phosphorylation. The record is from RefSeq and is a predicted model, not a curated record. The transcript has a single exon. NCBI's taxonomy places the organism in Eukaryota, Viridiplantae, Streptophyta, Magnoliopsida, Fabales, Fabaceae. Bases 1 to 2391 code for a protein of 796 amino acids.
AUGCACAUGCUAAUCUUCUUCCUCCUUUUCAUUUUUGCCUCAAUUUCAUUUGCUUUUGCGGUGACAGACACACUACCAGAAAGAUCUUCACUUUCGGUAGAGAAACCAAGCGAAACGCUGGUUUCAGCCAAUGGAGACUUCUCCGCUGGCUUCUUUCAAGUCGGAAACAACGCCUUUUGCUUCUCCGUGUGGUUCACAAGGUCCAAACCACCCACCGUUACAUGGAUGGCAAAUCGCGACGAACCCGUCAACGGCAAAGGCUCAAAACUCUCACUUUGGAAGAACGGCAACCUCGUUUUGAUCGACGCAGAAAGAACCACUAUCUGGACCACCGGUACCUGCUCCCCCUUCGAAUCACAUCUGAAACUGCUUAACAACGGCAACCUCAUACUCCUCACUUCACAAUCCACUAUCGUUUGGCAAAGCUUUGAUUCUCCAACAGAUACCCUUCUUCCUGGCCAAGCAGUAACAGAACAAGCAAGCCUUGUUUCAUCAAGAAGCACAACAAACUAUUCCUCUGGUUUCUAUAAACUUUACUUCGACAACGACAACGUUCUUCGUUUGCUUUACAAGGGUGCUACUUUGUCUAGCGUGUACUGGCCAGAAACGUGGAAGCUUCCAAUCGAUAAUGGGAGGUCCACUUACAAUGUAAGCAAAACCGCUGUGUUGGAUUCCUUUGGACAGUUCUCGUCUUCUGAUGGGUUUACAAUCCGUUCUGCGGAUUAUCCAAGGAUAGUGCAUAGACGACUCAAGAUGGAUCCUGAUGGUAACUUGCGUGUGUAUAGCUUCAACGAGGAGCAUGAGAUAUGGGAGGUGUCAUGGCAAGUCAUUUCCCAACCAUGUACUGUUCAUGGCAUUUGUGGAGCUAACAGCUUGUGCACUUAUCAUCCUGUUUUGGGAAGGACUUGCUAUUGCUUGCAAGGAUUUAAGGUGAAGGAUCCUAAUGAUUGGACUCAGGGUUGCGAGCCUGAGUUUAGUCCUUCUUAUUUUUCUUGCAACAGAAAGGAGUCUAUGGAUUUUCUCCAUCUUAAAACUACGGAAUUGUUUGGCUAUGACUUCAAUGUGACCGCCGUUACAAGCUUGAAGGAGUGCCAAAAUCUGUGCUUGGAACUUUGUGAUAAAUGUCGGGGUGUGCAAUUCAAGUUCAAUGGAAUUAAUACUUAUAAUUGUUACCCCAAAACAAUACUACUCAAUGGACGGGACAGCCCAAAUUUCGACGGAGAGAUGUAUCUAAAAUUGCCAAAAGUGACUCUUCUCUCUUCUAGCGAGCCUCUUAAGCAUUCGUUCAUGAAUUGUUCCGUUGGUUUGUCCCAACGUCUGGAUAGAUUUUAUCAAUUGCCUAGAAGAAACUCCACGUUGAGUUUCUUGGUUUGGUUUGCUUGCGGGAUUGGGGCCUUUGAGGUGUCAAGCAUUUUCCUUGUGUGGUUCUUCUUGUUUAGAACAAACAAGCAACCUGAUAAAAUGGAUCAACAACAGCACCUCCUUUCUGCCACGGGAUUUCAAAGGUUCGCCUAUGCAGAACUCAAAAGCGCGACGAAUGGAUUCAGAGAGGAGGUUGGAAGAGGAGCGGGAGGGAUUGUGUACAAAGGGACUUUAUGUGAUCAACGUGUUGCGGCUAUUAAGCGCUUAAGCGAAGCUAAUCAAGGAGAAGCUGAGUUCCUGGCUGAAAUAAGCACGAUUGGCAUGUUGAACCACAUGAAUUUGAUUGACAUGUGGGGGUACUGCGUUGAAGGGAAGCACAGGCUCUUGGUGUAUGAGUAUAUGGAGCAUGGAUCCUUAGCAAACAAUCUCUUUGCUAAUGCACUUGAUUGGAAGAAGAGGUUUAACGUUGCUGUGGGUACGGCCAAAGGUUUGGCUUAUUUACAUGAAGAGUGUUUGGAGUGGAUUUUGCAUUGCGACGUGAAGCCUCAAAACAUUCUCCUUGACUCUGAAUUCCAACCCAAGGUAGCAGAUUUUGGGUUGUCGAAACUUUUGAAUAGAGAUGAGCGUGGAAGUUCUAAUUUUUCAAGAAUAAGAGGAACACGGGGUUACAUGGCUCCGGAGUGGGUUUACAAUCUUCGCAUUACUUCUAAGGUGGAUGUUUAUAGUUAUGGGAUUGUGGUGUUGGAAAUGGUAACUGGAAGAAGUCCUAUGGAAAUCCAUAGCCUUGAGAACAGUAAAGGCAUAGAGCAGCGAAGGUUGGUGACGUGGGUAACAGAUAAGAUAAACAUUGCACCAACGAGUGAGUUUUGGAUUGAGGAGAUAGCUGAUCCCAACUUGGAAGGCCAAUACAAUGUUUCAGAAGUUGAGAUUUUGGUUAAAGUGGCUUUGCAAUGUGUUAAAGACGACAUGAAUGAAAGACCGACAAUGAGCCAAGUAGCGGAGAUGCUUCAGUCCCAUGAAAGAAAAUGAAGUUCUCCCUCGUUAGUUAUAUCUUUUGUUUUGUCACUUUUGCCGCUGCGUACUGCGUUGUGGUUUUCUGAUUCUUCUACAAAUACGUGAUAUUUUGUUUUUGGAUAAUGUUUUGAAUAUAAUUAUUUGAGACAAUUUUUAAUCUUUUAAGUGUAAUUGAAAAUAAAAAUGACAAUAAAAUUUUUGAAGUGUACUUUGAAUUAGUGUAUAUUAAAUAAUAAAUAUAACUAUAUGUAAUAAAACAAUUUGUUUGUAUUUAUUAUAAAUAACAAGUGAACGCUAGUAAAAAAGAAAAAAAAAGGAUCGACUACACAUUUUUAUUUUAUCUGACAUGUCCUCUUCUACGGUAUUUCUUAAUUACAGCAAUUAGACUGUGUUAUACAAUUUGAUUUGGACGUAUUCUUUUUGCUGAUGCAAUGUGAGCGAUUUUUUUUCUAUUGUUUUGCUUUUUUGUUUUUCUUUUAAUAUUGCUUAUGAAUACGAACAUAAAUUCACACAACCAAAUUUUUUUAAUUUGAUUAAAUAAUUUUUAUUUCUCUCUGAUGUAGAAAAAAAAAUCAACAUAAUAUACGAAUACAAUUUGAAAAAUAUUAUAUUUGGAUCGUUUUCAUAAAAUUUUCUUUUUUGUCUGUUUCAUCGCCAAUCUGCAAUUUCAUCCCGUACUUUUCUUCUUUUUCUAUCUCUUUUAUUUGUUGUAAAAUAUAUUGUAUUAUAAGAAAAUAAGCUUUAUUUAUGCUAUUAUUUCUUAUGACAAAUAUUAUUUAAACCACAUUUUUUAUUCUCCAUGGAUACUUAUAACAACCAAAAGCUACUUAUGAUUUUUAUUUUAGAUAUUUAUUGUUCAUAGAUCCUUUUGCCUUGUAGAUGGCGAUCCUUUGUGAGUUAAAGAUUAGUGAAUUUCUUCUUAUUGGAACGGAACAAAGUUAGAUCAUAAGGAAGUCAAAACAAUAGUUUAUCUUAUGGAGGAUUUAACCUAGUUAGGCUCGUUUCCUCUCAAAUAUCUACAUAAAUCACGCCAUGAUAAAAGAAGGAUAUUUUCCUUAUUAAUUUGGGUUCGUUAGAAAUGAGUGAAAGAAGAA